GUCACCUCGGCCGAAUAUUUCAACUCCACGGAUUAUUAGGUCUAAACCACAGAACAUUUCCACACCGCCUCUCAGAAACCUCCCACAUACACGACAGAUAACCGCGCUACCACGAGAGCGAGACAUUUUGAAGACGAAGUCGACUCGUUCUUUCCGGCAACACGCCUGUAUCCUUAACUUGAAUCGCGGUGUUUUGACCAACAGGCAAGCCGACGAACUGCACAAAUCAAUCAUUGCAUAACACCUGUCAGCGAAUAACCUGUCCACGGCCGCCGAGACAUUUAGAGCCGAGUUGAGUUUGGAGAAGAUGUCUUCGACCCUGGGACAACAGUAAAAUACCAGUCGCUACUCGAGAAGAAAUGGACAAGUGUUGUUCACUUACAGAAGAAGGUGAUGCAUCUCGAGUCUGUCAACAUCGCACUGCAAUCCGAGGUCGACAGCGCAUCACCAUCCACAAACCUCUCCAAGCGCAACCGAGACUCUGUAAGUUGGCUCCCACGAUCCCCUCCGCGACAUCUGCUCGAAUCCCACCAAGCGACCGUCAACUGCUCGCAUUCCAUCCGAUCUUUUCCUCCCUGGCCUCAGGCUCCAACGACUCCACAGUCAAGGUCUGGGACUGGGAACUAGGCGAGCUCGAAAGAACCCUCAAAGGCCGCAGGAAAGCGGUCCUGGACGUGAAUUACGGCAGUCCAAGAGGCAGCAUCCUCCUGGCAUCCUGCAGCUCCGACUCGACCAUCAGGCUGUGGGGCCCGGCCGACGAGUACAAGAACAUCCGGACGCUGGCCGGUCAUGGAUCAUAGCGUUAGCGCAGUCGGGUUCCUGACUGGCAGCUCCGGGCCUCAGAACCUGCUCGUCAUCAG
Parathielavia appendiculata is the source of this 860-nucleotide messenger RNA. RefSeq lists its product as uncharacterized. Bases 360 to 800 code for a protein of 146 amino acids. Lineage: Eukaryota; Fungi; Ascomycota; Sordariomycetes; Sordariales; Chaetomiaceae. The record is from RefSeq and is a predicted model, not a curated record. The transcript has 3 exons. Gene Ontology annotation, molecular function: protein binding.